This is a messenger RNA of Zalophus californianus (California sea lion), 3212 nucleotides long. It is a transcript of the gene MRPS28, whose product is annotated as mitochondrial ribosomal protein S28. The coding region runs from base 129 to 650 and encodes 173 amino acids. Gene Ontology annotation, cellular component: mitochondrial small ribosomal subunit. NCBI's taxonomy places the organism in Eukaryota, Metazoa, Chordata, Mammalia, Carnivora, Otariidae. The transcript has 3 exons. The record is from RefSeq and is a predicted model, not a curated record.
GUCCCCUGCACCGACUACAUCGCACUCCGGGAUCGCCAGCGCUCGGCAAGUGGGUGGACCAUUCGUUGCUCCGCCCCGUGGCCUGCGCGCUUGCGGAGAGGUCCAAGGUCAGAGGUUGCGGAGCCGUCAUGGCGGCGCUGUGCCGGACCCGUGCCGUAACUGUGGAGAGCCAUCUCCUGCGAGUGUUUCUCUUCUCUCGGCCCUGUCGAGGCUCAGGCACUGAGAGUAGCUCCGGGAGUGAGAGUUCCGAUUCCACAGAGCCUAAAAUGCGCCAAGGCGGCUUCGCGAGCGCUUUGGAGCGGCAUUCGAAGCUGUCCCGGAAGGCGGAGCUCGGGCUGAAGGCAGGCUCUCCAAAAAAUGUGGAAUCCUUUGCAUCUAUGCUGAGACAUUCUCCUCUUACACAGAUGGGACCUGCCAAGGAUAAACUCGUCAUUGGACAAAUCUUCCAUAUUGUGGAGAAUGAUCUUUAUAUAGAUUUUGGUGGCAAGUUUCAUUGUGUAUGUAGAAGACCAGAAGUGGAUGGAGAAGUUCAACCAAACUACUACUUUGUACUGAUUCGUCGAUGUAAUUUUUUUACUCUGCUGCGGAUUGUCAAGCACAAGCAAGCUUAUCCUGUCCUGUCUGAUUUCCCACUCUCUACCAGCUCGUAAUGAUACGAGAAAAUAAGUAUCGGCUACCAAAAUCAGACAAAAGUGUCACCAAAAAAGAGAACUACAGGCUAAUAUCGCUCAUGAACUUGGAUGCAAAAACCCUUAACAAAAUGCUAGCAAUCCAAAAAUAAUUUUUUUUUAAAAACAAGUUCAUUCCAGAGUCUGCUUGUUGGUUUUCAUGGAGCUCUUGUACGUGUUUUAUGUUUAUUCCCAGGUAUUUUAUCUUUUUGUUGUUAUUUUGCCAGUGGUGUCUUAUUCUAAUUUUUGUUUGCGUAUUUUGAAGACUGCUUGAUUUUGUGUUAAUUUUGUAUCUAAUUGCCUUCCUAAAUUUAUAGUUUGUAUUACUUAUUGUUUUAAUUAUUUUGGAUUUUCCAGGGCCACCAUCAUCUGUGAACAAAACAUAUCUCCCCCCCUUCCUAAUUUUUAUGCUUUUUAUUUCUGUUUUCUAAAUACAUUGGCCAGAAUGGCACUUCUCAUAAUUAAAAAGCUUCUCUCUGUUGCUAAAUGUGAAAAGAAAUAUAACAGCAUGAUUUUCAUUACCUCCUCAAGUUACAGUGAAAUUUAUUUUUGAAAUUUUAAUUUGGGAAAAAGUAUUUAGGAAGCAGUGAAGUUAUAAUGGAAAUACAUAUGUUUUGGAGCUAGACAGACCUGGGUUCAAACCUGGUUCUGCCACUUACCAAGUUAUUUCAGUUCAAUUAUUUAACUUCUCUGGACUGCUUAGCUCCUCUAUAAAGUAGGGUUGAUAAUUCUUGCUUUUCAAACACAUCAACAUUUCUUGAGUUUCUUCAAUGUGCCAAGCACUCUGUUAUAUGUGUUAAGUAGCUCUAAGUCUCAAAACAAGCCUGAGAAGUAAGGUAAUAGAAUAUGGUUAAAUCCCACUGGUAAGCAUUUUAUACAGAUUACUUAAGUAACAGAUCUAGUUGGUAAUUUUCAGGUGGAAGAAGAAUGAGAUGAGCCCAAAAGAGAGGUAACAGAUUAUUGCCAUUGUCAAGGUGUGAUAUUUGGAUGAUUUAGCUUUGAGCAGUGACAUUGGGAUGUAAAGGAAAGAAUGAGUUCAUGAAAUAUUUAGAAAAUAGUAAGCAAUGGAAUUGGUGUUUAAAAUGGAACAAUUAGGGUCAAGGAGGGUUUUUAGAUUUCCAUCUUAAGAAUCUUUAAGUGAAAUUUGGUCUUGAAAUUGUUAGACCCUUUUGGAUUGGUCCCUAACACAAAUUAGGUUUAGUAGUUUUAGGAAGAUUUCUCAUCUCCUGUCUUUCACUCUCAUUGUAAAAUGGGGCUUUACAGUAAUGUACCUUGUGGAGUUGUUUUAAGGACUUAAUGAGUUAAUAUUAAAAAUAUUGACAAUAGCACUUGGCAUAUAUUAAAUGUUAGUUGUUUUUCUUCUAGUUUGCACAGGAUUACAUGCAUGGACUUGCUUUUUCUUUUAUUCUCUCAUAGCUUUUUAGACCAUAUAGUUUCUUCUAUGUUGUUUGGAAAAAUGGUUAAGUCACUCAUUAUUUUAACAAUUAAUGUGGUUUUUACACUUAUUCAAAUAAACAUGGAAGUAAAGGAGGAAAGCUCUGGAGCUACACAUUUGCAUUGAGUUGAAUCCUUGACAUGAAAGUGAUAUGUACAAUCUGGGGGAAACUGGGGUAGCCACAGCAGAGAACGUAACUAACAGGAGUAUGCCACCCUGGAAAUGUAAACUGCAAUAAAAAUACAGUGUUCCUAUAAAAUAUUAGAGGAAUGGCCAACUCUUUUGAAUCUUUCUUAAUAAAGUUUCUUUUUAAUUGCAGAACUACAGAAAGUAGUGUAACAGCUGCCUGAAUGUCCACCACCUAGAAUUAACAGACUCUGACCUUUUGGUGAUGGUGGUGGUUGUGGUGGUGGUGGUGAUUUUACUUCAGACUUCCUUUUAAUCAAAGAAACAGAUAUCAGUAGGUUAAAAAAAAUGGAAGUCCCCUUUUAUAUAGUUGGGUGAAGCUAAACUGAAACAAAUCCCAGAAUUCUACUGGCUUAACCACUAUUUCUCACUCACAUAAUCACUGCCAUGUAACUAUUCCUGGUUGGUAGCUGGCAUUUCAUGUGGGGAUAUAAAGAGCCAGACUCUUUCCAUUUUAGGACUCUACCACCUUCAGCACAUGGUUCCCAAGGUCAUAGUGCUCAUGCGUAAUAAGCAGAUGGAAAAGUAAAGAGAGAUUGUGGAAGGCACUCCCACUGUUUAAGGUCCUUGGUCUUCAUGUGACAUGCCUCAUUUCUGUUCAUAUUUCAUUAGUGAGGAAAAGUCACAGGACCUCAUCUAGAUGUAAGGGGGCUUGGAAAUAAAAUCCUUGGCCUCCUGGCAACAGCUUACGAAGAGAGCAUACAAAUCUUUGAUGAACAGCUAGUUUUCUCUGGUAUCUUUACUUUGUUCAGCUUCCCUGUACUAUUUAUAUUUACCUUUCUCUCCAGAGGCGACUACCAUCUUGAAUAUGUAGCAUAUACUUCAGGUUCUUAUAUUUUUGCUAUGUGUAUACAUAACCAUAAAGAAUACAUAUUGCUUUAUAUGUGUUUUUGUUUGUGUUUAAUUUUGUGUCACUUUGUAAC